AACGUUAUUACUUAAUACAAAUAUAGUGUGGCAGCAUGGUCUAUAAUCAUGACUCAUUUUAGCAUCUCGGCACUCAGUUUUUUGGAUAUGCUACACUAUUCGUUUCUCGGCAAUUUUAAUUCUGCCGAUAUCCAAAACCGAACAGAUAGCCAACUACAGCGCUAAUCACAGUAACCUUUUCUGGAAAUAGGAACAACGCGCAUGAGUGUUUGCGGUGCAUUGUAGGCGUUGUAGUUCACUGUCUGGUGAGGGUUUGGUAAUGUUACAUAAACAACGGGCAGUAAAACCACAAGGUCCAGAAGUUACUGCGCUACCAGCUUCUACCACGGGUUUGUCAUGAAGUUGGGUUGAUGCAAGAUUGUAAUAAAUUAAGAUACUACACAGUGGCAAAUGAGAAUGUCUGACCCUAUAACGUUAAAUGUAGGAGGAAAGCUAUACACCAGUUCUCUAGCAACAUUAACACGUUAUCCAGACUCGAUGCUGGGUAUCAUGUUCAGUGGGAAAAUGCCCUCAACUAGUGAUCAGCAUGGUAACUUCUUCAUUGACAGAGACGGGAAAAUAUUUCGAUACAUUCUAAAUUUUCUGCGCACAUCAAAUCUCGACCUUCCAGAUGAUUUUCAAGAAGUGGGGCUGUUGAAAAGAGAAGCUGAUUUUUACCAGAUCCAACCUUUGAUACAUGCUUUGCAAGAAAGAGAAUCUGAAAAUGCCAAAGCAGAAAGAAAUGCAAUGCUCAACAUUACUCUUGAUCAGAGACUGCAGACUGUUUAUUUUACAGUUAAACCAGCCCCACAAAUGUACAAUCUAACCUCGUGUAGCACAGACGUCUUUGAUGCAAAUAUAUUUUGCACGUCAGCUGAAUUCUUGAAACAUUUGAGCUCCAAGUUUUGUUACUUUGUGAAUGGUAAACUUUUACCAAUUGGCUAUGAGAAAAAAGAUCCAUACCAUUUGACACUACAAUGGGUUGGACAUGUGGCUGUACUGCCUGAAGAUGAAUAUACAAGACAAAACUUAAAAAGAUUAUGGAUUGCACCUACAAAUGAGCAAGUUAACAAUUUUCAGUUAUUUGUAGAGGAAGUGUUAAAAACAGCAAUGAGUGAUGGAUUCCAUGUGGAUUCAUUACAGCCAGAUUCCUCUGAUUUUAUGAAUUAUAAGGUACUACGUUUAGUCCGGUAUAAAUAAAACGUGUCAUUUAAACUAUUAAUUAUUACAUGUUUCUUACUGUGUAACAGUAUAAGCCUUAAGCUUCUCCUAUUCCCCCUACCCAAACUGUAUGGCACUUUAGGUUCAGGAUUGCUGCAUUUAUCUAUAUUGUGUUUAUUGCUUAAAACAAUGAAAGUCUAACAAUAUAAAAUGUGUGCCAGUAGUUUAUUUAAUCAUAACGCUGGCAAACUCUGCCACUAGUUCAAAUUAUUUAGUUGUGCCCUGACAUUUGCAAUUAUUGUAUGACUAUGUAGAUACUGGUUUGCACUGGAUUUUUAGCUUUCACAUUUUUCAGCAGAAGUAUAUACUACGAAAAAUGCUUCUUAUGCUGUCCAAAUUUAAUGUUCCAUUUUUGGAAAAUUAUCUUUGAUAAUUCAAUAUCAGAUAUUUUAUUGGACAUUAAGUAAUACUGUAUAUAUCAGUUAAAGUACACAAACCAAACCUUAAAGGAUUUGUUUAACAAUGGAAAAUGAUACAAUGUUUUGUAUCAAGUCUUACAGAAUCAUAAAAAUUUACAGUACAGAAGGAAGCCAUUUGCCCCAUUAUGUCUGUAUCGGCUCCCAAAAAACUUACCUAGCUCAUCCCAUUCUCCAGUACUCUAAAUUCAUACUUCCAAACAUAUAUCUAGUUCUCUUUUGAAGCAUUCUUUGGAAUCCGUCUCUGCCACUCUGCCAGGCAGUGCAUUCCAAAUCCUAACAAAUCUAAGAGAAGACCAUCUUAGUGAUGAAAUAAAACAAACAAGAAAAUCUAAAACCUCUUCAAACUGAUCAAGUUAAUGUAAAAUAAUUUUAUUGGGGAUGCAGUUGAUUUUGGGCACAAUGUCUGCAUUUACAACAUGGCUUGUAGACAACAAAUGUCUGUUUUGAAGCUGUAAAUUUCUCAUCGUACCUGUUAUUCAUUUCUGUGGGUAUCUUGGUCAUCGAUAUUUUGCUGUUUCAUUCUGUAUUUUAAUACAUUUACCCACUGGCAUUUAAUUUUAAAACAAAGCAAAUGGGCCCAAAUAUUUUAUUCUGCCUUUCAGCUCUGUAUUAUACUUAUCCUGAAAAUUUGCAUAGAUAUGAUUAAA
Messenger RNA from Chiloscyllium plagiosum (whitespotted bambooshark), 2266 nucleotides. Its product is annotated as BTB/POZ domain-containing protein KCTD21-like. Gene Ontology annotation, biological process: protein homooligomerization; ubiquitin-dependent protein catabolic process. Gene Ontology annotation, molecular function: cullin family protein binding; histone deacetylase binding. The record is from RefSeq and is a predicted model, not a curated record. Lineage: Eukaryota; Metazoa; Chordata; Chondrichthyes; Orectolobiformes; Hemiscylliidae.